Prinia subflava (tawny-flanked prinia) is the source of this 5477-nucleotide messenger RNA. RefSeq names its product centrosomal protein 152 (gene CEP152). Lineage: Eukaryota; Metazoa; Chordata; Aves; Passeriformes; Cisticolidae. The record is from RefSeq and is a predicted model, not a curated record. Bases 113 to 4912 code for a protein of 1599 amino acids. Gene Ontology annotation, cellular component: centrosome. Gene Ontology annotation, biological process: centriole replication. The transcript has 26 exons.
GGCUGAAUGUGAUGCGGAAGAGCGGCGGGCCCGCGCCGGUGGUGGCUGUGGAGGGCGGGUGGCCCUGGCGCCUCAGGUUUUGCUGGAUACACAAAAUCAGCUUUAGAAAACAAUGUCCCUUGACUUCGAUAGUGGAGCUCUACAAACUCAACAUGAAGAUGAAGACUAUGACCAAGAAGAUUAUGCAAGAGAACAAGAGUUGCAACAGUUGUUGACAGACCUCCCCCAUGACAUGCUGGAGGACAGUGGAGACCAACUCUCCAGUUUCUCAGACUGCAGCAUUCAGGAGGCUGAGGAGCAGUCACCUGAGCCUGGGAAGCUUGAUGGAAGGUGGAAUGAUCAUCCAUUGAUAAGUGAUCCUCCAAAUGGCUAUGAACAAGGACAAAACCUGUUCCCUGAACAAUUCUUGUGUGACCAGCAAACAGACCACAUUGAAAAACAUGGGAAGAAUUGGAAUGGUGUACAUAAUGAUGAAGAGAAGAAACGUUUAUAUGAUGUUAAAGAAGAUUACUGUGGCCAGGCUGGCCAAGAUGGUCCAGAUGAUGUGUUUCUUGGUGGAGAUGGGUUUAACUCUCCAAGUUGCUACCAAGAGAACAAUGUGUAUCAUCUUCCUGAAAACUUCAGGCCUUAUACAAAUGGCCAUAAACCAGAAUUUAACAAUCAGCAAAAUAAACCAAUAAAUUUUUCAGAUGAUCCAAAGGAACAUCUUAAGCAAUUUGUUGCAUCUGAUGUUGUCAAUGGCCAGUCACCAGAACCUUACAAAGUGACUUAUAAACCAUACCAAAAUGGCAUUCAUCAAAAUAUUCCAGGAAUCCAAGAAGGAAACAGAAGAAAUGAAGUGUUUGAAGAUUUGCAACAUGAAUUCUUGGGCAAUGAUGAAAAUUCUUCAGAAAAUAUGCAGAUUCUUCAACUUCAAGUUCUAAAUAAAGCAAGGGAAAGACAACUGGAAGAACUUAAUGAAAAGCUAGAAAAGAGUGCACAGCAGAUUAGGUAUUUGAAUCAUCAGCUUUCAAUGGUCAAAGGUGAAAAGGAUGGUUUGGCUCUCAGUCUUCAUGAGUCUCAGAAACUCUAUCAGAAUGGAAAGGAACGGGAAAUGCAUCUUGAAGGUCAAAUCAAGGCCCUUGAAACUCAAAUUCAGACUCUUACUACCAAUGAGGAGCAGAUACUGAAGCAGUCCAAAGUGGCAGAGGUGGCCAUGGAGAGCAUGCAGAAGCAGCUGCUAGAACUUCAGCGGUCAGAUGCCCUCCAGCGAGCCAGAGAACAACAUGAGGCCAUUGUCUCUGCACUCAAGCAGAAGUAUGAACAGCAAGUACUGUCAUUAGAGCAGAAACUUGAUACUACACAAUCUGCACUCCGAGAGCAGAAAGAGCUUUGCAAAAAUUUAGGAGAGCAUGUUAAGCAACUUGAAAAAUUGCUGGAAGAUACUAAAUGUGAAAAAACUGAAAUAAUAAAUCGACUGACAAGAAGCCUAGAAGAAAGCCAGAAGCAAUGUGCAAAUUUACUGCAAACAGGCUCAAUGCAGGAGACAAAUCAGUUACGCCUUCAAUUACAACAAGCUCAAUCUGCACAGAUGAUAAGCAACAACAUGAACAAGGCUUUGCAGGAAGAAUUAAUGGAGCUGAAAGAAGAAAUAGCUUUGUAUGAAUCUGCUGCCAAGCUUGGAGUGUUUUUGAAUGAUGCAGGUGGAGAGCGACAUAUGAGCCUGGGUGAUUCCUAUGUAGAACUGGGAAUUAAAAAAAUCACAGGGAAUAAGCCAAGAUUCUGCAGUGCAACACAGAACAGAGACAUGGGCAAAGAACUGUCUAAAGAUGAAAUUAUUGUGGAAUUAAAAGCUGAGCUGGAACGUUUAUUGAGCAGUAAUAAAAUGAAGAGAAACCAGAUUACUCAACUACAAAGUAGUCUUAAAGAUUGCCAGAAGACACUAGAGGAAUACAAACAGUUGAAAGCAGAAAAAGCAUCAAGAGAUUCUGAGCCCAUCACAAAUUUGAAGGAUGCCUCUGAUAAUCUAAAAGAAGAAGUUCUGAGACUCAAAAAGGCUAAUGAAGUUUUGCUGCAGGAAGUUGAGGCCCAUGCUUCAACUAUUGAAGAACUGAAGGAAAAUGAGGAAAAGCUGAAAAGCUUAAAUCAAGACCUCUGUUGUCAGAUGAGAAAGAUGGUUCAGGAUUUUGAUCAUGAUAAGCAAGAAGCCAUUGACAGGUGUGAAAGAACUUACCAGCAACAUCACGAGGACACCAAAGCACAUUUUGAGAAAGAACUGAUGGAGAGGUUUGCUGUGGAAAAGCAGCAGCUUGUUCAAGCUUCUGAAGAGACAAUCUCACAGUUAAAGGAUAAUAUAGAGGAGCUGAACAAAGAGAUCACUGCAGUGAAAGAAUGUUACAUUGGGGUUUGUCGGGAGAAGGACACCGUGGAAACUACUUUAAGAAAGAGAUUUCAACAAGAGCAGCAGCUGAAGGAAGAGAAGCUCAAGAAACAGCUACUAGAAGAAAAAGAAGUCUCCCUUAAACUUCUGAGGACUGAGCUUGAAGAGGAACACAUCAGGUCUAUGAUAGCAGCAAAGAAGCAGUGGCUGGAAGAAAAAAAACAGCAGGUUCAAGAGGAGAUUGCAUUAGCCAAAGCUCACUGGGAAAAGGAAGAAAAAGAGGUAGAUGCAGCUUUAACCCAAGCUCAUGCCAAGUGGCUGCAAGAGUACAAACUAAAUUUAAAAGUAGAGCGAGAAAAAUGGGAAAAGGAGCACCAAAAGACUACAGCAAAGCAGUUAGCGCUGGUUCUCUCAGCUGCCGAGGAGAAAUGGAAGAAAGAAUAUGGAAGUACAGAGAGAUCUGAACCAAGAGUUAAAGAACUUGAAGAAAAGAUAAUUUCUCUGAGGAGGGAAUUGGAGCUCAAGAAAGAGGAAAUCCCUGCAGCUGUCAAAGCAGAACUAGCAAAAGCCCGUGUGCAGUGGAACAAAGAAAAGCAAGAAGAAAUUUUGCAGAUACAAGAGCAAAAUGAGAGAGACUACCAGUCGUUCUUAGAUGAUCAUAGAAACAGAAUUAAAGAGGUCCUUGCAACAGCCAAGGAGGACCUUGCAAAGCAGAAGAAUGAUCUCUCCAUUCAGAAAGAAGCAGAAAUAAAGAUGCUACUAGAUCAAAAGCAGCGAGAAUGGGAGGCUCAGGAAGCCAAGAGACUGCAGGAUGAAAUUAGUCAGUAUGAGGAGAAGACUCUGGUUGAGCUGGAGUAUUGGUUGAGUGAAAUUCAUGAAGAACUAGUCAAGUGCACACAGAGUAAACAUUCUUGGAAGGACAAGUGUUUAGACUCUCGUGCUCAAUUAGCCAGUCAAGGCAAAGACAAACUGAAGGCUUGUUUACAGAAGGCCUAUAGAACCACAGUCUGCACAAUUCUGGAAAAGAAAGAGCAAGAAUGGAAAGAGAAAUACGAAGAGCUAGUCAAUAAUGCAAAUAAAGAAUCAUACCCUCACCCACAACAUGGAACAGGAAACACUGGGGAUGUGGCAAGACCCCCUGUGUACGGUGUUGGACACCAGGCAGAAGCACAAAGGAGACUGAGAAGACAGACACCCUUGCAGGAAGCUGGGACAGACAAAGAAAAUGAGAGAGUUCCUAGAACUCUAAUUGCAGAAAACUCUGACAUGGAUACUAAACUGGAAGACCAUGGAUCACCACCAAGGUCACUGUUAAGGGGAGGCGUCUCAAAACCUUGUGCAUCCUCUGACUCUGUGAAAGGUCUGGAAGAAAUGCGUGCUCACUACAUUAAAGCUUUGAGCAAGAUUAAGUGUGAUAUGCUUUGUUACAUCCGUGAGAGUAAGGAACGAGCUGCUGAAAUGAUUAAAGUGGAGGUUUUAAGAGAGCGCCAAGAGACAGCACGGAAAAUGCGCAAAUACUACUUGACAUGCCUUCAACAACUGCUCACUGAUAAUGGCAAGCAUGAAGGAGCUGAGAAGAAAAUAAUGGACGCUGCCAGUAAACUUGCUACAAUGGCUAAAGGACUGGAAACACCUCUUCGGCACAUUCCCCAGCGCAAGUCUGCCCGCCCAGCUCUGCAUUUAAAUUCUGAUCCUGGAGGUGAGUGCUCCAGAAGAGAUUGUGUGCAUCGGACUAGGUCACAGCAUAUGGAAAGCAAAUCAUGUAGUGAAAGCAGUGCUGAAAAAGCCACUGGUAAAGCUGUCCAGAAGUGUGUUCCACGUGACUUGAGACAGCAGUUUGAUGCAUCUCAGACCAAAACUCCACAUGUGCUUUGUGAAAGAGUGACUUCAGAUAUUCAGAACAGGAAUUAUUCUCAAAAUCUGGAUGGUGCUUCUAGAGGUCUUCUACCAGAAUGUUACCCAAAUGAAGAUGGAAGAAGAGAAAAAUACAGCCCUGUUGCAAAUAUAGACAAAGGACCUUUGUGUGCUGCGGGUAAUGGCGUUGCUCCUCCUUCUGCUGGUCAGGGAACACUACAAAACAGGCAAGUACCCAGUGUUACAAAUGGCCACACCAGCUCUGGGCCAACUCAUCAUAUGCUCAAGAGCAAGAAUGGAAGAACAGGCUUGAAAGAAGAUAAUUGUAUCCAAUCAUGUGGCAAGUGGAAAACUAAGUCUAAGAGAACUCAGGAAUUUGAUUUUAAAGACACUCCAGAAAGAGAUGAAGGAAGCAGCAGUGAAUGGAGUUCUGGGAAUGGAAGCUUGCUUCUGGAUUGUGGUGAAAUGCCUCUCUUGUAUCCUCAACAAAAAGCCAAUACUAAUGUUCAAGCACAGACUGUGUACUGUGAAGAGUUUCCUCACAUCAGGUCAUUUUCCUCUGCAGAUGAAAAUGUUACUUCUUGGAGAGACAUUUCUAGUGACAGUGACAAGAUUCUCAGUACAAAAAGUAGCACAAAAGUUUACAGUAGAGGCCAGCAGAUGACAAACCCAGAGCAUACUUCAUUCCUCAACUCUUGACAAAUCAAAUUCAACACCCACAACUCAACGCAACAUCAGAUUCAAAUGUAGGAAAAUGCUGCUACAAAUGCUGGGAGAAAAAUGGUGUGGGAUCCCCAUUCUCUCAGCAAGAUAGUGGUUUUUAAUUAGCCCACUCUGACUUGAACCAAUACCAGCAGUCCUUGUUUAAAGGAAAAAAUUAACUUGAUGUUUAAAUAAAAGUGUGAUGAUUGAGGACAGCCUCUUCUACUGUGUCCAUUUUGUGAUCAAUUUUACACUAACAAAUUUUAUCAAGCUACUUGAAAUAUUAGUGCAGACUUUUGUUUACCUUUGUAAUAACACUUUCAUAAAUGUUUAUAGUGCACUAGAUGCAAAUUUAUUAAAUAGAAUCUAUUUUUAUAUUCAAUUUAGCCUGCAGUGUUUAUCUAAAACCAAGCUACUGUAACUUGUGGUCAUUUUUUAAAUGGUUAUCAAAAUUCCUUCAGAGUGUAAUGAGAGAUGUUUUGGGGUUUGUUUGAAGAUAGUAUUUUAAUUGACUUUUCCAUUUUGCAGGACCUCCUGUAACCCUCUGUUUGUGUUCCCACAA